Messenger RNA from Vitrella brassicaformis, 843 nucleotides. The record is from the annotation of a GenBank genome assembly. Lineage: Eukaryota; Vitrellaceae.
AUGGGCGGCGAAGGGCAGGGGCGGCGGUUGCUUCACAUGGCGGCGGAGAGGGUGGCAGACAGUCACAGGUGAGAGGGCGGCAAAGCAUGGCCAAGCGGUGGCUGAUUUUGCUUGUGAACGGUGUGAUUGUGUUGGGUGAUGUGUACAGGAUGGUGUCAGAGCGACAGAGAGUCCAAACGAUGGAAGCAACCCAACGGCAAUCGAGAGAAACAAUGGCCACAAGUAAACAAUGAGCAAGAUCCGAGAUCAGACGAUUUCAUUGUGUUUUGCUUCGUUGUGUGUGUACAGGGUUCGUCUACGCGUCGAGGGGUGCGUCACGGUCGUCACCGAAGGCGAGGAGAACAAACGAGGUGCGCACACUCGAGUGAUGUAUCUGUAUGUGUACUGCGGCGUGCUGGGCGUGCGACUGGCCUGCGAUGCGCUCGUCUGCGUGUGUGUGUACACGUGUACGUACUCAUUCACUCGUUCACAGCGUCUGUGCUCAUCUUGGCUCUCUGUGUGCGUUGAAUUGCUCUAUGCAGGCGUGUGUGUAUUGUACGCUCAGACAUAUACGUAUACACCGUCGCGAUCGGCCUCCCUCCGUCCUCUUCUCCGGGUUCGCAAGUAGGACACACGUGUGCGUCGAUGUCCGGACGUUGCGGCUCGUGUGGGGUGUGUAUGUGUGCGUUCCCUGUGUGCAGACCUCUGUCGACCUUCUGCGGCGUGUUGUUCUCGUCACCGGCAGCGGUGGCCCUUCGUGGAUGGUCUGCGUGUCUGUCGAUGCGCUACAGUGCUGCUAAUGCGAUGACCGGCCGCCCAUCUCUUCCACACGUGUGACCGACCAUCCAUCGAGUCGAAUCUGAC